Echinops telfairi (small Madagascar hedgehog) is the source of this 2611-nucleotide messenger RNA. It is a transcript of the gene CACNB3, whose product is annotated as calcium voltage-gated channel auxiliary subunit beta 3. Gene Ontology annotation, cellular component: voltage-gated calcium channel complex. Gene Ontology annotation, molecular function: high voltage-gated calcium channel activity; protein binding. The record is from RefSeq and is a predicted model, not a curated record. NCBI's taxonomy places the organism in Eukaryota, Metazoa, Chordata, Mammalia, Afrosoricida, Tenrecidae. Gene Ontology annotation, biological process: chemical synaptic transmission; neuromuscular junction development; calcium ion transmembrane transport.
CCGUGGCCCCUGCCUCCGGGUCGCUCCCGCCCCAGGCGCCGCUCGCUUCCCCCUCACCCCCACUCCACACCCGGACUCCCCCAUGUAUGACGACUCCUACGUGCCCGGGUUUGAGGACUCGGAGGCGGGUUCAGCCGACUCCUAUACUAGCCGCCCCUCACUGGACUCAGACGUCUCCCUGGAGGAGGACCGGGAGAGUGCCCGGCGCGAAGUGGAGAGCCAGGCCCAGCAGCAGCUGGAAAGGGCCAAGCACAAGCCCGUGGCAUUUGCAGUGAGGACCAAUGUCAGCUACUGUGGCGUCCUGGAUGAGGAGUGCCCAGUCCAGGGCUCUGGGGUCAACUUUGAAGCCAAAGAUUUCCUGCACAUUAAAGAGAAAUACAGCAAUGACUGGUGGAUCGGGAGGCUAGUGAAAGAGGGUGGGGACAUCGCCUUCAUCCCCAGCCCCCAGCGCCUGGAGAGCAUCCGGCUCAAACAGGAGCAGAAGGCCAGGAGAUCCGGGAACCCCUCCAGCCUGAGUGACAUCGGCAACCGACGCUCCCCUCCUCCAUCUCUAGCCAAGCAGAAGCAAAAGCAGGCAGAGCAUGUGCCCCCGUAUGACGUGGUGCCCUCCAUGAGGCCGGUGGUGCUGGUGGGGCCCUCUCUGAAAGGCUAUGAGGUCACAGAUAUGAUGCAGAAGGCUCUCUUUGACUUCCUCAAACAUAGAUUUGACGGCAGGAUCUCCAUCACCCGGGUCACGGCUGACCUCUCGCUGGCCAAGCGCUCUGUGCUCAACAACCCUGGCAAGAGGACCAUCAUAGAACGGUCCUCAGCCCGCUCCAGCAUUGCUGAGGUCCAGAGUGAGAUCGAGCGCAUCUUUGAGCUGGCCAAAUCCCUGCAGCUGGUGGUCCUGGAUGCCGACACCAUCAACCACCCAGCACAGCUGGCCAAGACCUCCUUGGCCCCCAUCAUCGUGUUUGUCAAAGUAUCCUCACCAAAGGUGCUGCAGCGUCUCAUCCGCUCCCGGGGGAAGUCACAGAUGAAGCACCUGACUGUACAGAUGAUGGCAUAUGAUAAGCUGGUCCAGUGUCCACCCGAGUCCUUCGAUGUGAUUCUGGAUGAGAACCAGCUGGAGGAUGCCUGCGAGCACCUGGCUGAAUACCUGGAGGUUUACUGGCGGGCCACCCACCACCCAGCCCCCAGUCCCGGUUUUUUGGGCCCUCCCAGUGCCAUCCCCGGACUUCAGAACCAGCAGCUGCUAGGGGAGCAUGGCGAGGAACACUCCCCACUGGAGCGGGACAGCCUGAUGCCCUCAGAUGAGGCCAGCGAGAGCUCUCGCCAAGCCUGGACGGGGUCUUCACAGCGCAGCUCCCGCCACCUGGAGGACUACGCAGAUGCCUACCAGGACCUGUACCAGCCUCACCGCCAACACACCUCGGGGCUGCCCAGCGCUAACGGGCACGACCCCCAGGACCGGCUCCUGGCCCAGGACUCGGAGCACAACCACAAUGACCGGAACUGGCAGCGCAACCGGCCCUGGCCCAAGGAUAGCUACUGACAGCCACCUGCCGCCCUGCCCAAGCAGGCCCAGGCCCAGCUGACUGGAGUGCCUACUCUCAGCAGGCAGGUUGGAGUUAGACUGGCAUGAGGCUGGCUCUAGGCUCAGCCCCCAACACCCCCUGCCCAGCCCCAGCUGCAGGGCUGCCUGUGGUCCCCAGGUCCUAGGAGCAAGAGGGACUCCCCCUCACCUCCUGGGCAGUGACCCCCCUCUAGGCGCCCAUUCCAGGUACUAGCUGUGUGUUCUGCACCCCUGGCACCUUCCUCCCCUGCACAAGAAGCUGCCUAUCUGGGCAGUGCCCUCAGGCCAGGAUCCCCUUAGCAGGGGCCUUCCCCCCACUCAGGGAAGGGAUGCCCCUCAAACUGACAAGAGGGUGGAGGUGUGAUUAAUGGCGCACAGCAGCAGUAAGACCUUGAGCAGGCGGGCACAGGUUGCAACAGUCAGGGGCUUGGAGAUUGUACUUUGGGGCCCACAGGCCUCCGUUCACCUCACUGCCACACAUUCGAAACAAGACAAUCAAAGCCCUUCGGGGUGGCACUCCAGUCCGUUAGCUGGGGUGGGGUAUCCCAGUGCAGCUGAGACUGGGGCCAGCAGGCAGCUGAGACUGGGGCCAGAGCAGCCAGUGGCUGCAGCUCUGGGAGGGCGGGCACUCCUCGCCCUGCGCAGAACUUCUUUUAACAUCUGACAGGACCAGGGACUAGGAGCAUGGGUCAAGCCACACUGGGCUGAAGGCAGGCGGCCACCUGGACUGAGGGCUUGUGGGGGGAGGGCGUGUAUAGCACGGAAUGUGUGGAACAACUUCAGAGGCCUGCUCACCCCCUUUCUUUUGCCCUGGCAUCCAGUCAUUCCUGUUUUCACCCCUCAUGUGCCCCAGGAAUCCAAGCCCCAACUUUAUUCCCAUUCAUAGCUGCUGCUUGUUAAGUUAGGGUUAGAUGGGGAGAGGUAAGACACCGGGGACAGCCCCAGAGGCCCGUCUCCCCGGCUACCCUUGCCCACUGCUCUAGUCUGACCUACAGAGCAUGUUCCAUAAGACCCUGCCCCAGCACACUGUCAGCAUAAUAAACACCAUGCACAGUC